AUGAAUUUUAGUAUUGGUUAUGCUCGAAUUAUUCAUGCAGGUUUGACUGAUACAGAAAUUCAAAUGGCUACAUUUAAGAUUCCAACAAGUGAAAAAUUUGAUGAUCAUUCAAUUUUAGUUACUCAUCCAUCAGUUGUUACUGAUCAAUCAGUUCUUUUUAAUUCAAAUUUUGGAUCAUUCUACAGGGGACAUGAUUAUUUUAAUACUCAUCGUUUUCAUAUGGAUAUACCAAAAUAUUUUCUUGCACGUCAACAUCAAACUAAUUAA
Messenger RNA from Rotaria sp. Silwood1, 267 nucleotides. Lineage: Eukaryota; Metazoa; Rotifera; Eurotatoria; Philodinida; Philodinidae. The record is from the annotation of a GenBank genome assembly.